UCCUAUAGCCAGAAGUGUUAGACGAGCAGUUUCACUUCCUCCCACUGCUGUUUAGAUGAAAGAGCUGACCUCCUUGUAGGCCGAUUUUCACUGAAUAAGGCAGAAGAGUUGGACAUACCUUUGACUUCACAUGCUUUAAUUACAAGGAAGAAGUGCUUAUUCUCAACGUGAACUAUGGCACUGUCCAGCUGUCCUCCCACAAGGUUUAUUGAAGCGUCCAGCCUGGAGGACUGGGUGGAGCUUGACUCUGGGGGAUUUGGGCAUGUCUACAAAGCCAGGCAUCGGCGGUGGUGCUCCAAUGUGGCUGUUAAACUGCUACGUUUCCAUGACAGUAAAGCUGUACUGCGAGAGAUCGACAUGAUGUCCAGGGGGCGCAGUCCGCAUGUGAUUCAAGUCCUCGGGGUCUUCAAGGGUCAACUGCCUUUUCGCCCAUCAUCGAUACAGCUUGGUCUGGUCAUGGAGCUAAUGGAUAGAGGAUCACUUGCUUUUCUACAGAAAACCUUACCUGGAUUUCUUCCCUGGCCGUUGGUUUUCAGACUGGCUCACCAAGUGGCUCUGGGUAUAAACUUCCUCCACAGCCUGUCCCCUCCAAUGCUCCACCUUGACUUGAAGCCCAGUAAUGUGCUGCUAGACCCCUCUCUCAAUGCCAAGCUUACAGAUUUUGGCCUUUCCAGGUUUUAUCACAGCAACACACGGCUUUCCUCAAAGGACACUGAGCAGGAAGGAGGGACACUUCCUUAUAUGCCACCGGAGGCGUUUGACGUUUCGUACAAACCUACAUGUGCCUCUGACAUCUACAGUUAUGGCAUACUCCUAUGGUCCAUUGUCACAUGGAAAAAACCAUACGAAAAUGUCACAUCCUCCAUAGUCCGCCUCCUAAUCCCAGAUGGACAACGUCCAUCGCUUGACGAGAUCAGGAGAUUUUCAGGGCUUGCCGGUUUGGAAGGGCUGAUGGCUCUCAUGGAGAAAUGCUGGGAAGGAAAUCACAAACUCAGACCCUCCUCCUAUGAGUGCACAACUGUGACAGAAGACUUGUUUAAAAUGCACAAGCGUGAAAUUGUUGAUGUCGUCCAUCAAGUGCUAAAGAAACUGAGUCAACAGGAGGAAGAAGGAGAAGUAAUAAAGCAGCUUUAUUUCACAGAGGCUUCAGUGAGGUCCAGGGUAAAAGCAAGCCUUUACGAUAGUGUGCCAACUGGACACCCACCUGUACAGGAAAUGGCUGGUGGUUCGAUUUCAAACCAGAGACAUGUGCCUAGAUUCAAAGAUUCACCUUCACGUCAACCAGCUAGUGUGAGUGAGGUUGACACGGGUCGCUCAUUCAUGGACCACAAUAUGAAAAAAUCAUCUGUUUACCCUAUCCUGUCUCCACAACCGUCCCCUACCACUAUGCACCCCACUCACAGAAGAACUAGGAGCUUGUUAUCACAGUACUUUCAUCAGUGUUCAAUCCCCAGCCUGUUCUGCUAUCCCACCCCGCCUCCACCUGAAUUUCACAUCAAGAUGAGCAACGCGACAGGCAUCCAGUAUGGCAGCAACAACACCAUGCACAUCAACACCACAGCUCCUCAAGCCACAGAUCCUCAAGGGAGGAGACGGCACCCGACAGCGCCCUCAAGUGUCAACUCUCUGCCGACAGAACCAAGAAGCAGAUGGGACGGGAUAGGAAGCUGAGUUGCAUUCAGCAAUUUUGGGCUGAAGGAACUUUUUCAUGGUUAUAGGAUUCACCAGAGAGCCCAGGGGUGUGCAUGGACUUUGCAGGGGCUAGAGGCUAAAGACGGGCAGUGGACACCCAACCCACCCACAUGUGCUCUGAAGCUGAAACAUUAGCUUUAAUAAUGACAUUCUUUUUCAAGUUGUUUCCCAGACUCUUUAUCUAAAAAAAGCUCUAAUUUUUGAUGUUUCAUGAAAUGGUUUGAUUACAUAAUAAUUAAGAGUAUUCUAGUCAAAUUAACUGAAUAGCUCUAAGAGGAAGUAAGACACCUUGAGGAAUUUUGAACUGAACUUUUCUUUAUUUUUAAAGGCCAAUACCUUACUUUUGGGAUUUAAAGUCCAUGCGGUCGAGAUACUAGAGAGGAAUUUAUGACCGUCUGGAUGUUCUGCAGUUGGCACUGGUGGGAAGGUGACACAUUCCCUCCUCAAAGGGGCAGUUGUGAGAGGUUUAUAGUCCUAGAGGUUGAAGGUGUGAUAGUGUCCUUGGUUUGAACUGAUUUGGAUAGUGACCCCUAAGUUUGAGAUAGUCUUUUACGCAAACAAAUCCCAGAGGUGUGGCGAAUUUUGGAGUCUGCUAAUGUCCCUUUUGGGUGUAUUUCCUCAAACGUGUCAUAAACCAAGGAAAGGAAUGUUUUCCUCUCUCUCUUAGAAUGUGAAGGAGUUUCAUCAGAAGUUAUACUGGAUCCUCACUACAAUCUCUACUGAAAGCUCCUCACAAAAGCCUUUAAACCCCUGAAACAGCAUAUAAUUGUAGCUUUGAAUGAUGCACUAAACAUAAGCAGAAGUGAAAUCUAAACUCACUGGUUCCAAAAAAUACUCUUACCAUAGCAUCCUCUCUUUUUAUGUGGUACUUUUUCAGGAUUUCAUCACUCAGUGUAGAUCAGCAGUUCUUGAAGAACUUCCUCUCAAGGGGAAUCCCAAUCACAUUCUGAGUUCUCUUAUUUAUUUUUACAGUUCUCUUUGACUGGUUUUAUCAUUUUUACACAACAGUAAGCUUGUGUUCUGUGAUAAAUACUCUUUGGGGUUAGGAUUAGGGUGAGUGUGUGACUGUGUAGCUCCAUUUUGUAAUUUAAAUGUUCUUUUUUUAAUCAUUUUGUAAAUAUUAGCAUGCAGACUUUUAGUAUAGAGUUCUGGUAUUUUUUACAACCUUAAUUUAUUGCCUUUUUUUUUUGUACAUUGAAAACCAAUGAGCCAAACCUCACACCUCUGUUUUGCUGUGUCAGCAGUGUGAAAGUCAGCCAAGUCUGUUCAUAUGGUUUUGCUUUUAUACCGACUGUGGUCAACAAAUAUCCACAGCGGCAGUGCCAGGUCACCAUCAGAUGCCAAAAACUGCCAUAAAACAGAUUGACUAUUAAUCUAAACAGUUUGUUUUGUUGUCUCGUAUGUUUAUGAAUAUUGUUUCUGUUUCUUUCAUAAAUGUAAAGAUGUCAAAAAUGUACAUUUCCUCAAAACAACUCCAGCAAACAAUGAUUUGGCCUAAAUAUUUACUUAAUAGGCUUCUUCUUUUUUUUUUUUUAAGACUGAAUCUUGUUUUUUCUUAAUGCAUUUUGUAUUGUUUGGUAGAUUUUAAUCUUAAGUGUCAGUAUAGCUAUGAUCUCAGGAAAUGCAAGCAGAGAUAUAGACAUCAUUAACUUACACUUAUAUGUCUCAUCUGCAUGUGACAGUCUUGAAUAUAAUGUGAAUAACCUGAUGCACAUUGCAUCUCAAGUUUUGCAGUUGAUGCAACGGUACUGCUGUGAAAAUGUUGGCUUCUUGAAUUCUUUUUGUAGGAGUGAUAUGUAAUGUAAAACAAUGGUUCCAAGCCUGCAGUUGGGGACCUCUUAAAAAUGUAUGUUGAUUUUUUUUACAAGUGUAUCACUUUAAAUUUUGUAUGGGUCACAAUGGGCUCAGCUUUUUUUAGUUAUAAGUAAAGAGCUCCAAGGAAAAAUGUUGGGAACCACUGAUGUAAAAUAUACUACACCACAUUCCACAUUAUUAUGCAAAUGAUAUUUUUCUCUGAUUUUCCUAAAUAUUAAUGC
Molecule: messenger RNA, 3728 nt
Organism: Cheilinus undulatus (humphead wrasse)
Lineage: Eukaryota; Metazoa; Chordata; Actinopteri; Labriformes; Labridae
Gene: ripk3
Product: receptor-interacting serine-threonine kinase 3
Exons: 13
Coding region: 175-1671 (498 amino acids)
Biological process (GO): protein phosphorylation
Molecular function (GO): ATP binding; JUN kinase kinase kinase activity
Source: RefSeq, a predicted model, not a curated record